AUUUCAUUUGAUGUUUAGUAUUAUUUAUAUCAUCUAGGUUAUGUUCCCGAGUUUGGCGAUAGAGAAAAUUGUUUUACUAUUCCUUUACACAGAACAGCUAGUUUUCCCGUUUUACCGAUUCAAAUAGAGUUUUAGCAUUGCCUUGUAGGCCGAGACGGUCGCUCUAGUGUUAUGUGUGUCACCGGUACUGGACGUCUCUUCUUUCAAGAAACCAGAACACAAAGUUAAAACCAGAUAUGUUCAAGCCAACCAGCCCAGUGCAGCUUUCUCCUGUGGAGGAGCAGGAGAAGCUGCUGGAUGAGGCCCUUGGUGUGGUCAAGGUGCAGGCCUUCCAGAUGAAGCGCUGCCUAGAUAAGAACAAGCUCAUGGAUGGGCUAAAGCAUGCAUCCACUAUGCUCGGUGAACUGAGAACGUCGUUGCUGUCACCGAAGAGCUAUUAUGAACUUUAUAUGUCAAUCACAGACGAAUUACGUCACCUAGAGCUCUACCUCCUGGAUGAGUUUCAAAAGGGUCGAAAAGUUGCAGAUCUCUAUGAACUGGUGCAGUAUGCAGGCAAUAUUGUUCCUAGGUUGUAUCUGCUGAUUACUGUAGGUCUUGUUUACAUAAAGACUGGCACAUGCCGCAAGCGUGAUUUAUUGCGUGAUUUGGUGGAGAUGUGCCGCGGGGUGCAGCAUCCCCUACGUGGUCUCUUCCUUCGCAACUAUCUUUUGCAGUGUACACGUAAUGUGCUGCCCGAUGUUGCAGACGUAGAUGAUGAAGCUGAGGGAACGGUGCGAGACUCAAUUGAUUUUGUAUUAAUGAACUUUGCUGAGAUGAAUAAACUGUGGGUGCGUAUGCAACAUCAAGGACAUUCAAGGGAUAGAGAGAGGCGAGAAAAGGAACGUGAGGAGUUAAGAAUUUUGGUUGGGACAAACCUUGUGCGCCUUUCACAACUGGAGACAGUCAACCUUGAUAAGUACCGCAAGCUUGUGCUACCAGGAAUUCUCGAGCAAGUUGUUAGUUGUAGGGAUGCUAUUGCUCAGGAAUACCUGAUGGAAUGCAUCAUACAGGUGUUUCCAGAUGAGUUUCACCUUCAAACUCUGCACCCAUUCCUCAAAUCUUGUGCAGAACUCCAGCCAGGUGUUAAUGUAAAGAAUAUUAUAAUAUCACUGAUUGACAGAUUAUCAACGUUCUCACAACGUGCGAGCGAAGGAGAGGCUGCAUUGCCCAAUGAUGUGCAGCUAUUUGAUGUGUUCUCUGAUCAGGUUGCAACUAUCAUACAGUGCCGCCAGGACAUGCCAGCAGCUGACAUAAUAUCCUUGCAAGUAUCACUUGUGAACCUGGCUCACAAGUGCUACCCUGACAGGGUGGACUAUGUAGACAAGGUGCUGCUCACUACUGUACAAAUAUUCCAGAGGCUUGGUAUUGAUAGGAUUGAAUACAACACACCUCUUGCUCGUGAACUGACAAGACUGAUGAAGAUUCCAGUGGACCAUUACAGUAACUUGCUAACAGUAUUGCAACUGGAGAACUACCCAUCUGUAUUGGAACACUUUGACUAUCAUGGCCGUAAAUCACUUGCAGCCUAUAUUGUCAGCAAUGCUCUGGAAAAUGAGACAUAUGUCUCCAAUCAGGAACAGGUGGAUGCUGUAUUAGCAAUGAUUUCGCCACUGGUCCAAGAUCAGCCAGACCAGCCUGCAGCUGAAGAUGACCCAGAGGACUUUGCAGAAGAACAAGGACUUCUUGGAAGAUUUAUACACCACCUGCGUUCUGACACUCCUGAUCAGCAGUACCUCAUCCUAAGCACUGCACGGAAACACUUCGGAGCAGGUGGAAACAGAAGGAUCAAGUACACUCUGCCACCAAUAGUGUUUCAGGCUUACCAGCUCGCUUUUAAGUACAGGGCCAUCAAGGACCAGGAUGACAUGUGGGAGAAGAAAUGCCAAAAAAUCUUCCAGUUCUGCCAUCAGACUAUCAGUGCUCUUAUGAAAGCUGAUUUGGCUGAGUUGCCACUAAGACUUUUCCUACAGGGAGCUUUGGCCGUUGGUCGUGUGGCUUUUGAUAAUCAUGAAACAGUUGCAUAUGAAUUUAUGUCUCAGGCAUUCUCACUGUAUGAGGAUGAAAUCUCGGACAGCAAAGCCCAGUUGGCAGCUAUAACACUGAUUGUAGCAACUGUGGAGCAGACUUCCUGUUUUAGUGAAGAGAGCCAUGAACCGUUACGGACACAGUGUGCACUUGCAGCUUCUAAACUGCUGAAGAAGCCAGACCAGUGUCGUGGUGUUGCCACGUGUGCGCACCUCUUUUGGUCUGGAAAGAGCCUCGCAACUGGUGGCAAGGAGAUUCAUGAUGAAAGGCGUGUUUUGGAAUGCCUGAAGAAAGGUGUUCGGAUCAGCAGUCAGUGCAUGGAUCCAUUGGUUCAGAUGCAGCUCUUUGUUGAAUUGCUCAAUCAUUACAUAUACUUCUAUGAGAAGGGAUGUGAACAGGUUACUGUGACAAUGCUGAAUCAACUAAUUGCAAAGAUCAGUGAGGAACUGCCAAAUCUAGAAGCUAGUGAAGAAACUGACCAGAUAACAAAACACCUCAGCAAUACAUUAGAUCACCUUCGCAUGCGACUAGAAUCUCCUGAAUCUGAUGGUCCCUCUUACGAGGGACUAGCUAUCUAGUUCAUCUUGGAUGGCAUAUUGAUUGUCUGAACAUGCUGUUAUAGGUCUCCAUUGGUAAUUGAUUUGACUUGGUGGAUAACGUGUAUACAAAUAUUUGCUUUGGAGAUGUUAUCGUUGAUGGUGCAAUGUUGGUGUGAUACAAUCUCCAACAGAGAUUUGUUUCUGCUGUCUCAUAAUAAACUUCCUAGCAACUGUCAAGUACAAAAUUCCAUGGCCUGAUCAGUGACACACAACUGUGUAUUGUUUUGGUAAUAUUAGAAUAUGUCUGUCUGUGAAACUUUGAAACUGAUGGUGUUGUGUUUAUGGAAUGAUGCUUAACUUUUGUUGAUGUGGGAAGGUAUUUUUACAGUUGUCGAUAAUUAUUGUUAAAGUUGAACUUCCUCCUCAUGAAGGAUUAAACAACAGCGAAACCUGCAUAAAAUCUUGUAAGUCUUUUUCAAAUUGCACAAUUGGUGAUAAGAGUAACUGAGCUUAAUCACAGUGAUUAGCAAUGCUCUGACUGAUAAUGUGAUGUGAUUUCAAAUUUCUGCUAAAAUUCAUGCAAAAUAUCUUUAACAUUGUGAUCCUUUAUCUCAUUAAUGUAUGUCAGAAAUCUAGUCAGGGGUCUAGAGAACACUCUAGUUCCUGUUUAACAAGCAAAAGCUCUAAUUACAAUUGGUGCAGAAGUUUUCCACACUGCAGUCCUCAAAAAUAUAUAUGGACAAAGUCUAUGUGGAUAAGAAAGAAAUCUGUUGUGAAGCCAAGGAAUCUCAAAACAUAAGAUAAAUAAAAACCAAUCAACAUGCACGGGUGUGUGUAAUGGGGGAGGGGGGGCUGCACAUGUGUGGGUCUGGCAGCUUCAUGCAUGGGUUUCAACACUGUUAUCAUACUCAUUUAUUUCUUAGCAGUGGCAUUAGUAUUAUUAUUGUGAUUCAAUUAAUACAGUUUGGACAGUCAUUUUAUUUUGUGUAAUGUCAUACUAAUUAUAUCAACAUUUUCACAUUAUAUGUUCUUCAAAGUGUAUUGACAACAAUCCUUAUCCAUAUCGCUUGACCGUAGCUGAUAAUUCAUGUGACUGAGUGGGAUAUUAACAAUUAAAUUUUUCCCUUGUUAAAAUACAUUAAAACUUCUUACCAAAUUUUCCUGGGGUUUUCAAAGCCUCUUCUUCACAUGAGCAGAAAUUACCUGUGCAAUCAGGUGAUAGUGAAGUCACUGCCUACAUUUGUGGCACGCUAUAUGAAAAAUUAUCAAUUAAAGAAGUCUAUAUAUGGUGCAGAACUAACGAUUUCUUCAUUUAGGUGACUUAUUAUGAAAGAAUUUAAAUGGGAUUUGAGUUUUAGAGCAGAUUGUAGCAUUUUUAAAUUUUGUUACACACACACACUUAAUUCUUAUCUAUUAAGUCACUGUAAAUGUAAGGUUUCGUGAUGUGUCCUGCAAAAUGCUCUGUUGAUUAUAUUGUUUCCCUUUUGAUUAUGUUCAUAUGUCAAAAAGCACAUCAUCUUGCCAUUGGAAAUUUAACUGUGUGCAUGUGAAUGAUUCUUGCCAAACUUUAAAUCUAACGUAAAGCGGAUGUCAGCAGUAAAUGCAUAUUUGUUAAUCAAAACAGUAUCAGAGAAUACCGCUUCCAAUGGCAGUUUAUAUGCCUUAGACAAUUGUAUACUCACAUAUCUCUCUCUCUCAAUCUCUCUCUCCUCUGAAGUUACAUCAUUUGCAUUUGCUUAUCCCAAGGAUCUAACUGGGACAUAAAUUUCCUACGAAAUGUGCAGCUUUUUUUCCCCAAUUUUACCCAUAUUUUAAAUAAGUUUCACUUAGUCUUAUUUCUGUGUGAAAUAAUCAUCUCAAAAUUAUGGUGCAUCUCUCAUUAGUGCCUUUUCAGUCUUGCCUUUUCUUUUGUUAUCUCAAUUUCAUUGUAUUCUGAACACACACAAACAUUUCUUGAAACUAUCCGCACAUUCCACAUGCUUGUCGCUCAUGCCUAUUAAUUAUUGCAGUAUGCAACCUUCAAAAAAUGUUAAAAGAAACCAAAAGGCUAUAUCUCAGUAGUCUUGGAGCUUAUGAAAAUCAUCAACUUACAAUGAAUAGGAUUUGACUCACAGUAUCAGGUGCUAAUAUUCUAAGAACAUUUUCAUUUAGGGCAAUGCAGAUAUUAAAACAGACACACAAUUAUAUGAAAGAGCUGAAUUGUAUUUUCUACCUAUAUAUGAAAGUGGGUCAGUGGUAAACUAUUUACCAUGAAAAUAUUUGUUACUGUUUUAAUUUUCAUAAUAAUGGAAAUGAUUCAUACAGAUCAUGGUUGAAAAAAAUUUGUAUUGUUAUAUUCAUUAUUUAAUAUAUAUAUUAUAGUGCCUGUUUUGGAAAUUCCUAUUGUGCAAACCAUCAUUUUGUUUUUACUAGUCUUUGUUUCCCAUUGUGUGUGAUAUAUUGUACAAAUAUAAAUCAUGUUGUGUACAUAUUUAUUACAUCUGUUGUUGCAGAUUUCAUGUGAAUAUUACAUAGUUCCAUUCAAUUGAAUUUUGUCUGAACUGUAAAUAGACUUCAGGGUGAGUCGUAGAUUUACCUUAUUUCCAGUUAACUAGUUUAGGCAUAAAAUAUGUAAUUUUUUUACAAAAUGAGUAAAAUAAAAUUUGUAAUGAAGAGAUUCUAAUUGUACUAUUUUUUAAUAAAGUUGUUUCUGUAG
This is a messenger RNA of Schistocerca cancellata (South American locust), 5298 nucleotides long. RefSeq names its product vacuolar protein sorting-associated protein 35 (gene Vps35). Gene Ontology annotation, biological process: intracellular protein transport; retrograde transport, endosome to Golgi. The record is from RefSeq and is a predicted model, not a curated record. Lineage: Eukaryota; Metazoa; Arthropoda; Insecta; Orthoptera; Acrididae. The transcript has 16 exons. Bases 237 to 2642 code for a protein of 801 amino acids. Gene Ontology annotation, cellular component: retromer complex; retromer, cargo-selective complex; late endosome.